Molecule: messenger RNA, 819 nt
Organism: Cokeromyces recurvatus
Lineage: Eukaryota; Fungi; Mucoromycota; Mucoromycetes; Mucorales; Mucoraceae
Exons: 2
Coding region: 347-523 (58 amino acids)
Source: RefSeq, a predicted model, not a curated record
CUAUAAAUUAUUAUCACAGGAAUAAAAAAUGUUUAUAAGAUUUUGUGUUAUUAUUAUCUUAAAUACUUGCCCUCUACUGAAAUUUCUAAAAAAUAUAAAUGCUGAUUAGCGGUAUACCUUCUUAAUAUAUGAAUUUCUUCAAUAUUAAUGACAAAAUUCAUCAGCUUGAUCCAAUGGAGAUGAAAGGACAAUAUAAAGAAUUUCUUAGGAAACCACUACAGUAGAAUGGUACGAAUGCUAACUAGGUGUAGAUAUGAAGAAGCCUAUUGAAGAGCCUGAAACAAACUUAAAAGGAUUCAUGAAUUUAAAUGGUUAUAAUAUACAUAUAUAAAUAUAUAUAUAUAUAAUGAAUCGGUUAGAAUUGAACAAGAAUAAGAAACAACCAUUUAUUAAUAUAUACAAGCUAAAUAUCUUUACCUUGGAUUACUAUUCAAAGGUUUGUUUGUUACACUCUUUACUUGAUAACACUAACUACUGCAUGUUUCAAACAAGGUCAAAAAUUCGAAGAAAACACUUUGAAUAAUAUGUGGUGGAAAAAAAAAAUCAAUAGUGCUAUAUGCGAACUAUUAAUUAUAAAAAGACAGGAGAUAAGUAUUUCAUAUGGUAGCUAUUCAGUAAACAACUGCUACUAAUAUUCACAACACAAAUAAAGGUAUUCAGUUACAGAAAGAAAAAAGUAAAUUAGUAACUAUAACUCAAUAUGUUUUUGUGCUCUUUAAAUCAAAACACUAUAGCUGCAAUUAAUUCUUGAUGGUUAACAUAAAUGUUUAUAUUUGGCUUGAUUAUAUAAUGUUUUAUUUUAAUAAUAAAAGGGAAAAG